AACGGCGCUGUGACGUACCCGCUGACGUGGUCUUCCUGAUGGACGCCUCCGACAGCAUCAAGCCCACGGAAUGGGAACAGGAGAAAGACUUUGUGUCCGUGCUGAUAGACAACCUGGAAGUGGACAGGUACGCCAUCCACGUGGGGGUCAUCGUCUACAGUACCGAGUUGGGUCAGGUGAUUGACCUCCAACCUUUCAAAACGAAGAGUCAACUGAAAGGUCUGCUUCAACAGGCGGAGCAGAUAAACCAAGGAACCGACACUGCCAAAGCCAUCAGUAAAAUGAUUGAGAUGUCCGAAAACCAAGGGCGGAUUGAGGCUGGCGCCAAGCAGAUUGGGGUGAUCAUCACAGACGGAAGGUCGACGGAUGUUUCGGCUACCAUCAGGGAAGCCCGACGGGCUAGGCUGGACCGUCACAUGACCAUGAUUGCCCUGGGAGUGGGAAACGAGACUUUCCUGGAGGAGCUGGUGGAGAUCACGGGGCACGAGAACACCAACAGACUGUUCCAGGUCAAGGACUUUGCUCAACUACGGGACGUGGUGGCUCAGCUGCAGGAGCUCAUUUGUGAAAUUAUUCCAGCUACAACCACAAAGAAAUCUAUAACAUCAGCUUCAACAACAACUGUAGUACCAACAACUAGUCCUGUCAUCCCACCGUUUCCCUGCUCCAUGCCGGCCGACUUGGUGUUCCUGAUUGAUGGCUCCUACAGCAUCUCACCCCCAGACUGGGUCAAAGGUAAACAGUUCGUCUCCUACCUCAUCAACAGUAUCGAUGUCGGUGUCGACUCCAUUCACGUGGGUAUCGUCGUGUACGGGUCUGAUAUCGGGGAUGUAGUUCCACUACAGCCUUUCAAAGAUAAGAACCAGCUGAAAUCAGCUGCGACUGGCCUCAUCCAGCCACCAGUUGGCAGAACCAACACCGCUUUAGGCCUGCAAAAGGUCAGAGAGAUGUUCAACACACACGGCCGACUCCAGGUCCCACACAUCGUCAUUGUUAUCACAGACGGCAUGAGUUCCAACCCAUCAGAGACCAGAGACCAAGCCAUCAUGGCCAAAAGAGAGGGAAUCACCAUCUUUGUGGUGGGUGUGGGUGAUCGGGUGCUGAGGCAGGAGGUGGAAGAGAUGGCCAGCUCCCCACAGAGUUUGUUUGAUGCCCCAGACUUCAAGUUCUUGGUAGGGAUGGUGCAGCUGCUUAGGGACAACAUCUGUUCAGCCAUACAAGUCACAAGCAUAGCAGCCACAUGGUCAACGACACCUGUGGCUACAACAACAAGACCACCAGUCCCAGAGUUAUGUAAGCAGUGCUUGGUGGAAGGUGGGGUCGGGUUCAACCCCCUACCUACAGACUGUGAGAAAUAUGUAAUGUGCCUGCCUCAGGGAGCCAGUUAUGAGCCUCAGAUCAAGUCCUGCCCUUUUGGAAUGUUCUGGAGCAACGUAGCUGUGUCCUGCCUGGAUGCUAGAUAUGUAGACUGCCCGGCUGACAAAUGUAAAGCCUUGCCAGAUUCUGCCACAUACCCAUCCGUGGAUUCUAGUUGCCGGAGUUACUACAGCUGUUCCAAUCAGCGGUCUACCCCUCUUUGCUGUGAACAAGGCUACAAAUAUGUAGUUGGUAUUGGCUGCUUACCUGACCCUAGUUGCCUUGACCCCUGCCCUCUGAAUGUCACUAUUUAUAAUCAAGCCUGUUCUCCUGCAAUCAACUUAACGUUCGAGGGUAUUUUCCCACAACUUCAUCAAACCAUCAUACACCGGGUGAUCAGAACGGAUUCCGGCAGUGCCUACUUUAAUGGAGACAGUUCUCUGACCUUCCCAGGGACCAUUGGGCAGGACAUGGGAGACAAUCUUCUCAUUAAGUUCAAGUACAGGAAACAAAGAAACACAACUUCAGGGGAGGUUUGGAACAACAACAACGGAGAGUGGGGGUUUCAGCACUGGUUUACCAAUACUAGUCACAAUGGCAGCACUCAACAAACUGUCAUCGUUGGGAAAUCAGAAGUGGCAAGGCCAGACAUUAUCAACCCUAGAGGUGCUGCGCAAGAACCGUUAGAAGUUAUAACCAUUUCCAGAAAUGGUACCAUCAUCCUUGACCCCAGGUAUGAUGUCAAGGUCAAUGCAACAUGGCCUGCAGUGAACCAGUCCAUGGUGGAUACCAUUCAGUUCAGUAAUCUUGGCAGCUUGUCAACCCCUACAAUCAUGAAUGGAAUUGUCUAUGUGCCAGUCGGUUUCAAGAAAGUUCUGGUCCAUGACCAUUCAGGAGGGGGAUCAAAUUUAGCAGUACCCACCUGGAAAAUAGUUUCAAUCAAUGCAGAUGGACAGACUGGAAAGGUAGAAGAAUUUGGACGAGGAGCAGUUCCUGUCAGCAUACAGGAAAAGUAUGGCUUUGAUCUCCGGUCUCCUGUGACCGAGAGAUGGUUUGUUCUGGCACCAGGUGGCGUUGUAUUGCAAAAUGGGGAGGGGGCGGUUCCAUAUGAUGUCAUCAACAGGUAUGCUGGGUUUACUCAAGGAACCUUGGUCAAGGUCUUUGAAAGAGGAGACAGUCUUGAGAGGUGGCAGAUCUCCAAGCCAGAUGGGUCCCAGUUACAGUCUGGAAAUGGAGACAUGCCUCAGAGUUUGGUGGAUGUCCACAAACUGGACAAAAUCCUGGUCCCCCAGCAAACGUCAACCACCUGGUCAUUGCUGGCCUCUGAUGGCACCAUUCUGGAAAGUGGGACAGGUAAUGUCCCCGACCAUCUUGUUGACAAGUACUCCAGAAAUCCCUCGGUUACUGUCCUCAAAUCAUCCAGCCACAGCGGUCGAGAGCCCAACUGGGAGAUCUCACGACCUUCAGGAGUUAAGAUCAUGGAAGGGCGAGGAUUGUUACCACAAGGGAUUACUCGGUUCAUCCGUGGAGAACUUCCAUUACCACAGAUAUCCAAAAUAAACAAAUGGACAGUUACUAUGCCAGAUGGUACAGUCAGAAAUGGAACCGGCCAAAUUCCACAGGAAAUUUUGGACCUCUUCCUACAGAUGACUUCUACAGCUGGCAAGAUACAUCAUCCCAAAAGUCAUUUGAAGAAAACCUGGACUGUUAACCUACCGGAUGGGACAGUGAAGACAGGGGAGGGAGAAAUACCUGAAGAUAUUAGGGCUCUGAUGAACAGUCAGGGAACAAACUUUGAUAAGAAAUGGCAGAUAACAUUGCCUGAUGGGACUGUGAAGUCAGGGGUCGGAGAUGUACCCCCUGACCUCUUGGCUAUGAUUUCAGCCAAGAGAAGCCGCAGGGCCGCCAGAACUGCAUCUCAGUCAAUGGAUAUCAUCUCCAACUGUGGAUCAGCCAGUGGGCCAUCCCUCAGUGUUUCAGCCACUGAUAGCGAUAUCACUCUGACUUUGAUCACUUCACAAGCACCUUCUAGGCCUGUAGCUCUAUCUCUGCCCACAACUGAUGGACUCAACGAUGUCAUGUUCACCUAUGAUGGUUCACAAGUGACCGGCUAUGUGAACGGAUAUGUCCGUAAACUUCCUCUAUCAGGCAACAUUGAGACGAGGCCCUCACCCGUGGUAAUAGGCCAGUGUAUGAGCAGUCCAGAGACUCGUUUUGUUGGAGAGAUAGAUGAGUUACAGAUUUAUUUCUGCCUACCCUGA
This is a messenger RNA of Candidula unifasciata, 3617 nucleotides long. The record is from the annotation of a GenBank genome assembly. Lineage: Eukaryota; Metazoa; Mollusca; Gastropoda; Stylommatophora; Geomitridae.